This is a messenger RNA of Aaosphaeria arxii CBS 175.79, 2589 nucleotides long. Its product is annotated as glycoside hydrolase family 31 protein. Gene Ontology annotation, molecular function: carbohydrate binding; hydrolase activity, hydrolyzing O-glycosyl compounds. The record is from RefSeq and is a predicted model, not a curated record. NCBI's taxonomy places the organism in Eukaryota, Fungi, Ascomycota, Dothideomycetes, Pleosporales. Bases 1 to 2589 code for a protein of 862 amino acids. Gene Ontology annotation, biological process: carbohydrate metabolic process. The transcript is spliced from 2 exons.
AUGCCUCAAGAAGAACUCGUUCCCCUAAAUUUCCAACUAGCCCAGAGGAACAAUAGUUCCAAUGGCGAUAUAAUUCUGCAGACCAAGCAAAAUGGCCUUUCCUUUGAGUUCACUUUUCAGGCACUGAGACCUGGUCUUUUCCGCACGACAUUCACUUCGUCAAAACACCCUCUGCCGCCACAUCGAGCAGCUCCUGUACCAUCUGGAAAGCUCGAACAGGGCGAGUUCCAAUCAUCUUCACCAUCGCCGACUUGCAAGUCAUUUGAUUUGAAUGGAACUAUCGCGUCAGUAGACUGGGCUGAAGGCCCUCCCAUAGUCUCCUUAACUCUCCCGGGCCACAAAACCCCAAUCCAUGCGGAUUUGCCAAAUCGCUCUUACGUCGCAGACCACCAUGGAGUGUCGCAUUACACUCGCUACAACAAGGGUACAUUGCACGUAGGCCUUGGUGAAAAGGCUGCCCCAUUGAACCUGUCAAAUCGACAUUUCGUCCUUUCCGCAACAGACAGCUUCGGCUACGAUGUCCACCGAACAGACCCACUGUACAAGCACAUUCCUCUGCUCAUCAACGCAACACCAGAAGGCGUCGUUGCAACUUUCUCCACUUCCCAUGCGCGAGGAUUCUACUCCAUUGGCUCGGAAAUGGACGGCCUAUGGGGUCGGUUCAAAGUCUAUCGCCAAGAAUUCGGCGGCCUCGAAGAAUAUCUCAUCACCGGCCGCACGAUCCAAGACGUCGUUCGCACCUACGCCGACAUCGUGGGGUAUCCUCUUCUUGUACCCCGCUGGGCCUUCGGGUAUCUUGCCGGGGGUAUGAAGUACUCCAUGCUUGACGAACCGCGAGCCUGCGAUGCACUGAUGGGAUUCGCGCAAAAGCUCAAAGAGCACGACAUCCCCUGUUCAGGCUUCCAGAUGUCGUCUGGAUACACAGUUGCUGAAACGGAGCCGAAGACUCGGAAUGUUUUCACGUGGAAUCGACAUAGAUUCCCGGAUCCGAAAGGCUUCAUGGAUGCGUAUCAUAAAGAGGGCAUUCGGCUGAUUGCCAAUGUCAAACCCUAUGUUCUGGGUAAUCAUCCUGAGUACGAGAAACUGAAGAAGUUAGGUGCGUUCUUCACAAACCCGGCGACUGGCGGAACCGGUGAGGCACGUCUGUGGAGUGCUGGUGGAGGCGAGAGCGGUGUCGGUGGACACAUCGAUUUCACAUCCGAGGCUGGGUAUAAAUGGUGGUACGAGGGCGUUCGGGAGCUGAAGAAGGUCGGCAUAGAUUGCAUAUGGAACGAUAACAACGAGUAUACGCUUCCCAAUGAUUCCUGGCAGUGUGCGCUGAAUGAGAAGAAUGUCAACAAAGGUGACGGAGAGGUCUUCACCAAUGCUGUUGGCUUCUGGGGUCGGGCGCUGAACACCGAGCUGAUGGGAAAGAGCUCCUAUGAUGCGGCUCUUGAUGUUGUGCCAAACGAGAGGCCAUUUAUAUUGACGAGAAGCGCGACGGCAGGUACGCUCCGAUAUUGUGCCAGCUCGUGGAGUGGUGACAAUGUUACCAGCUGGGACGGUAUGAGGGGAGCUAACGCACUGUCAUUGAAUGCUGGUCUGUGUCUGAUGCAGUGCUAUGGGCAUGAUAUUGGAGGUUUUGAAGGCGAGCAACCAUCUCCAGAGCUACUCGUCCGCUGGUGUCAACAAGGGAUCUACUCUUCUCGAUUCGCCAUCAAUUGCUUCAAGACCUCUCCCGAGAACAACAGCGUCGGAGACGUCAUUGAACCUUGGAUGUACGAGGAAACCACGCCUCUUGUACGCGACAUCAUUAAGCGUCGCUAUGAGCUGAUUCCCUAUCUCUACUCUCUCGCCCUGCUCAGCCAUCAGACCGCAACACCGCCUCAACGCUGGACUGGGUCUGGGUACGAGUCAGACCCAGAGGUCUGGACAAAUAGAGUGCUCACCGAUGGAGAGACUCAGUACUGGCUUGGAGAUUCCCUCCUCGUUGGUGGAGUUUUCGAGCCCGGCCAGUCAACAGCGAAAGUCUACCUCCCACGGGACGCAUCAAACCCGGACCUCCAGUUCCUUGACCUCAACGACACCCAAAAAUACUACUCCGCCGGCCAAUGGAUCGAGGUCUCUGCAAAAUGGACCGAUAGCAUUCCUGUCCUCGCUAAGGUCGGUGGCGCCGUGCCUGUCGGACUGAACGUGCAGGUCUUGUCCGUUGGUGAAACUGCGAAUCCCGCGAACCUUCCUACCGAUGACUACCGUGCCGUAGAAAUAUUCCCUCCGCCAAACAGCAAUUCGAUUGGAAGAGAGUAUAUCAAUGUUUGGUACGAGGAUGAUGGCAUUUCGCCGCCACCUGCAAGUAUCUCGGUGUUCACUGUUAGAUACUCGGCUACGGAGAAGGAAGUUAGAGUCAGUCUCGAAGAACAGCUACAGCCAGGGUUCGAGCCUGCUUGGAAGGACCUAGGUGUCAUUCUUCCGGCCGGUGACGAUAGGACCGUGAUCUUUGCGGAGCAUGAAGCAAAACUACUUAAGACUGAUGACAAGGGCAGGAAGCAUUUUACUGCAAGCAUAGGUCGAGCUCCGAGAGGUACAGUACAGGAAAGGUCUAGAAUAUAG